AUGUCUCCUCUAAAUACACUCAAAGCCUACCUCCCAUGGAUUCAAACCCCUCUCGUGGCCAAUGCCCCCAUGAGCGGCAGUGCCAAAAAUAAAUUGGCAAUUGCCGUGACACGAGCAGGGGGACUAGGCCAGAUCGGAUUCCUGGAUGACAUGCAUGAAUUGAGGACGGAGCUGGAAGUUACCAAGAAAGCUCUUGAAGAAUCGGGCUUCGACACUUCGAAGACACUUCCAAUCGGCUUGGGCGUUAUCGUCUUCGGCUCGCCGAUGAAUGUUUGGAUGACGCUGUUCCAGACCUACAAACCCGCUGUGGCUUGGCUCUCAUUCGCUGAUACGGCCACACUGAGUCAAUGGACAGAAGGUAUUCGGAAGUCUUCGCCCGAGACUCGCGUUUGGGUGCAGCUCGGCAGUGUUGCUGCUGCUGUCGAUGUAGCGCGUGCUUGUCAUCCUGACGCACUGGUUCUGCAGGGCGGAGAUGCUGGAGGUCAUGGACAUGAGAAUGGUGCUAGCAUUGUAUCUCUCAUUCCCGAGACUGCAGAUGCACUUGAUGUCCUUGGACUUGGUGAUAUUCCGCUCAUCGCGGCUGGUGGCAUUGUCGAUGGGCGGGGCUGUGCUGCAGCAUUAACACUUGGUGCGGCUGGGGUUGUUAUGGGGACUAGGUUCCUCGCUGCCGAGGAAACUUCUAUUCCGGAUGCCUACCGGGAUGCUAUCUUCGAAGCAUCUGAUGGAGGUCGAGCGACGGCGCGAUCACGGGUUUUUGAUGAGAUUUGGGGUGCGAACUUCUGGCCUGACACUUAUGAUGGAAGAUGUCUUCGGAAUAAGGUCUAUGAGCACUAUAAGAAUGGUGUAGAUAUUGAGAAGAUUAGGAGAAUGAUUUCCGAAAUGAUAAAUGAUCCUGGCUCUGUCAACUUGGACACGAAGGAUAUGGGUAGUAUUUGGGCUGGGACGGGAGUUGGACUAGUCCAGAAGCUGGAAAAGGCGCCAGAAAUUAUUGAUGAGGUGAGAGGAGAUACGCGGAGAUAUAUGGAAAGGGCUUCGCUUCGCCUAUGA
Molecule: messenger RNA, 1047 nt
Organism: Penicillium nucicola
Lineage: Eukaryota; Fungi; Ascomycota; Eurotiomycetes; Eurotiales; Aspergillaceae
Product: nitronate monooxygenase
Exons: 1
Coding region: 1-1047 (348 amino acids)
Molecular function (GO): nitronate monooxygenase activity
Source: RefSeq, a predicted model, not a curated record